Entamoeba invadens IP1 is the source of this 3633-nucleotide messenger RNA. RefSeq lists its product as hypothetical. The transcript has 5 exons. NCBI's taxonomy places the organism in Eukaryota, Evosea, Mastigamoebida, Endamoebidae. The annotation marks the transcript as partial. The record is from RefSeq and is a predicted model, not a curated record.
AUGGGGUUGCCACAAAUGCAAAUCACGCAACCCGCUCAACCACUUGGAGUGAACAAUUUACAGAAUAUGGAAGGACAAUAUAUGCAGACUAAUGGAACUUCUAUUCAACCCAUUCAAAGUGUUCCAAGUCUGAACGCGCAAUCGAUCCAAAAUCUAAAGGGAUUACAAAAGUUCCCUUUACAACAACCCGGUCAGAGCGUGACGGGGCUACUGAAGGAACAAAAUGGGAUGCCACCGAAUACACAAACCAUCACACAAAGCGUGCAAGGGAGCGUGCAGAAUGUCCCGAGCGUACCAAGCACCCCACAACCGAAACAACAAAGCCACGGGAUUGUGUUGAAAAAGGAAUGCUUUUCAAGUAGUUUUCAACAGGGGUUGUCUGCCGUCUCCACACAACUCAAACACAAGGCUCAAACAUCUGCGAAGCCAUUUGAAACGAAAGGGAAUACUCCACAAAACACGGGAACGAAUCAAAAUGGCCAUGUUCCGUCAAUGCCAAAUGGGCCAAUUGCCAUACCACAAAAACACAAAGAUGUGAAGUUUGAAGAUAAGAGAGAAGAAAUGGAGAAGAGCCGAGGAGACAUUUUUCAACACGAAAAAGAACUCAUUGUGUGUGUUGAGAAGAGCACGCCGAAACUCCCAUACAACGAGCGGUGCGAAGAGCUGUUUGGGAAUAUUGAGAAUUACUGUCGGUUGAAUUUGUUCUUCGAGACGGUCCGAGAGAAGGAUGGGCUUUGUGUGUGUGUCCGAUCGAAGGAGUGCGGGUUGUUUGGUCUUAAAAUAUCGUCAACGAUGUGGGAUGGGAGUUUCCCGAAAAUGAAUAAAGUUGGGACGGGCGAAGUCGGGAGCGGCAGUUUAUCAUUAAAAACGGAAGUUUUGUUGACGCAUUGUAUGCGGCUGAGAACAACCCCACCUAGAGAAGCACUUGUGUUUAUCACGAAGAACUCGGUGAUGAUCUAUACCCCAGACAAUAACACUAUCCACCCUCCAAAUCACGUGGAAAUGAAGGCACUUCACGUCUUCUCACAGAACGGAACAUUCUCAGUCAUCACUGAAAAGGAACAACUGACAUUCUUAAUCACUAAACGAGACACUUUAAUGUCGUUAACUAACAGUAAAGGAUCCCUUGUACCUACACUCGCAGAAACACGAAAAUUCACACUCAAAAUUGUCUCGGCGUCGGGGAACACGGAAAUCUUCUUAUUACACGACAACGGAGCACUCACAGUACUGACGAAUAAACCAGUCACAUUACCCCUCGACUUGCCUAUUGGGAAAAUUUGUGGGUUUGGGAACGUCGUCUGCAUACAAAACGAGAGCGCGACGUACUUGAUUAAGUACUCCACAAAUGGAGUUGAGAAGAAAAUUGAAAUGGCGAAAUCGGACUCGGCGGCUGUUGGGAGGCAUUACGUGUACAUUGGGCGAGUUGACAUGAUCGAGAUCUACAACACCGUCGAUUUCAAAAAAGUUGGGGACAUCGAUGUGCGGAGGAAUGGGGUGAUGGGCGAUUUUGUCCCUUUAAGUAUCACGAUUAUUCGGAAUGGGAGUGUUGUGGUGAGUUAUGAAAAAUUGGGGAUGGCGGUGUUUAAUGGGUGUUGGAAUUGCACGGGAAAACUAUUCAACGAAAAGAAGAUGGAGAGAGGAACAGUAUGUGUUGGAAGGGGAUCGUUGUGGGGGAUAGAAGGAGAUGAGAUCACACGAUGGGAGUUAAAGGAGAGUGUUACAUGUGAUGAUAUGGUAUCUAAGAAGGUAGUUUUUGGGAAAGAAGUAGGGGUAUUAGCACCACAAGGGUUAGUAUAUUAUAAGUAUUCGUUCGGAUUUGAUAACGGAAUAGACCAAGGAUUUGAACGGAUUUCAUUCUAUAAAUACCACGACGAUUUAAUAGUUAUUGGACUGAAAGGAUUAAAACUCUUUGUCUAUCAACUGAACACAAGUGUUAUUAAUGAAACUAUUAGUUUAGUUAAUUUACAAGUUGUUUCGGAUAGAAGAGCAGUCACGUGGACAUUCACACAAGAUAAAGUAUUUGUGGUGCAAGAGAUGUGGAGAGAAGAAGAAAUUGCCUUUCAGAUCACCGUUAUUAAUUACCCAUCUUUCGAAUAUUUAACACAACAAACAUUCACCCCAUCUAUUACUCAUAGAUAUACCCCAUCGAAUAGCGUAGACUUACUUAACACGAUCACACAAGACUAUUUCGUCACACGAACACCAUCACCACUCCACGACUUGUUCUUAAAUGAAACCCCUCUGUUAAUGCAAGUCAACGACGACUACAUUUUCGUCUUUUCUGCACCACCCCCAUCUCCUCGACUCUGUGUCUUUAAAAAACUUGAAACAGACACCCAUUUUCAAAUCAUUUUACUGUUUACACUCGAAGUUCUGAAAGAUGGAGUGGACAAGGAAUACGGCAAUCCAAUGUCUUUUGUCUUACACUAUGACUACAAUGGUAGGAUUUUGUGCCCACACCAUAUCGUUGUCUUAUGGGAAAACGGUACACUCACGUCGACAAGAUACUCAAAAGAGGACUUCUUUGUUAUAGAAUCUACGACUAUUAUCUCAGAGAAAGUCCAAAGCUUCUUAAGUCUUAAUGACUAUAUUGUCACAUACCCACCACUCAAAUUACACACUUUAACACACAAACUGACAUUGGCCACACUCCCCCCUAACACUAUUAUUCAGUUUGAUACGUCGGACCUGCCUAAAAAGAUGACAGGGGACUUUUGUCUGACCGAUGAGAUCAUGUGUGUUGAGCAAAAUAAAACGACGGUUGUUCCUGUGGACCCAUUUUUUGUGAUGUUGGACUUGUUGAGUGGGAAGACCACUGAUAUAUCUGCGGACACGCUGAGAGAGUUAUUGAUCAUCUCUUUGGAAGCUUAUGACAAGAACGAAAUUACUUAUAAUGAAUAUCAGAAGCUUCAUCGAGUGUUUGCGGACCAUUUCAUGUAUUGUAUAUUAAUAGUAAGAGUUGCACGAAUAGUAGAUAGUGGGUUGUGGCCGAAGUUAUUCAGUGUAGCGCCGUCCCCUCUUGAUAUCUUUAAGACGGUCUUGAAGUCGACUUUUGUGACGGAAGCCGCAGCGUUCAUUCGAGUCAUUGAUGUGAUGGUUGGGAGGGAAAAGGCAUUGUUAUCGACACUCCAACUGCUUGCUAAUGUCGACGUUGAAAUGAUUCAAACGAUCAUCCAUCCCCUCUAUCACGGAGAAGAAUUAGAAAGUCCUAAUGAGAAUGAAAUUGAGAUAUCAAAUAACAUCGAGAAGUAUGUGACAUCAAAGAUCCAAUAUGAACUGAGAGAAGGAAAUGUUAGAGGAGUCUACUCGAUGGUCGGCGAUCAAGAUCUCUUCUUAGUAAAGUGCCUCAGAAACGCAUCAGAUAAGACAACGAACAUUACUAACUGCAACGGAGAGGCAAAAGAACUUGUAAAUACUAUCGGCAAAAAGGAACUCCUUGAUUUCGGAAAUCUGCUCAUCGAAAACGGGUUCUUUCAAAUGGCAAUGAUGAUCGGAAUGCACAGCCAAAUCAAAAAGUUACUGCUGUUCGAGAACAGUGAGGUCGUCUUCGAUAAUCUCCUGUUCUUCUUCGAAAACACUGAUCCGGAGUUCUCGGUCAUGCUUAAAAAGCUGAAAAAGGCCGUUUUCUGA